UAAAGGCAAAAACAAUACUUCCGAAAGAUGGCCCUCCCACUUGCCUGUGAUAGGCUACCAGGAAUAGCAACAGCCUGUGUCACUGGAAAGGGCAAAGCCUUCUGAAAUAGAAACAAAGUUGUUCACAAAUCACUUUGUGGCUUACAUUUAGUUUCUGUAUGUUUCUGUAACGUGCUGCCAUGAGGAGACUAAACUGUACACUGGUUGUCGGCAUGAGAAGGGGAACUGCCCUGUGAAGUGUUUCAACCGUGAAGUGCAGGAUAGAGCUGUUGAAUGGCAAUGGUACCUAUGGAGAGCACCGAGGACCUCAAUCAGCAGUGCCAGAAAAUGACAGCAGAGGAGACCGAUGAUAGUAACAGAUGCAGCAGCAACCUACAUGAGCUUCCCUCUCCGACAGGAUGUGGAAUGUUUACCUUUCUGUCAUCUACCAUUGCUGCCAUCAGUGGACUUCUAAUGGGUUAUGAAUUGGGACUUAUCUCAGGGGCUCUUCUCCAGCUGAGCAGUAUACUAAUGCUCUCUUGCAAACAGCAGGAAAUAGUCGUAAGCGCCAUCCUUAUUGGGGCCUUACUAGCAUCACUUACUGGUGGAUUUCUGAUUGACCGAUUUGGAAGGAGAAUUGCUAUUAUUGUAGCAUCUUCUUUAUUUGUAUUGGGAAGUCUGAUCUUGAUACCCAGUGCAUCAUAUGGGAUACUUAUUGUAGGUCGGAUCACUAUAGGCAUUUCCAUAUCAUUAUCCUCAAUUGCAACAUGUGUAUAUAUUGCUGAGAUUGCACCGCAGCAUAGAAGAGGCCUACUUGUGUCAUUAAAUGAACUUAUGAUUGUGACUGGCUUUCUUUUUGCCUACAUUUCAAAUUAUGUAUUUGCCAGCAUUUCUCAAGGCUGGAAAUACAUGUUUGGCCUUGCAAUGCCAUUAGGGGCUUUGCAAGCUGUUGCUAUGUAUUUCCUUCCCCCAAGUCCUCGGUUUCUUGUUAUGAAAGGUAAUGAUGAAGCUGCUAGCAAGGUACUGGGGAGGCUAAGGGCAACUUCAGACACUGCUGAAGAACUCAUUGCCAUCAAGUCUUCCUUGAAAGAUGAACAUCAGUAUGGUUUCUUGGACCUAUUUCGUUCAAAAGACAAUAUGAGGGCACGAAUGCUAAUAGGUCUCACCCUAGCAUUUUUUGUGCAAACAACAGGACAACCUAACAUUUUAUUUUAUGCAUCGACUGUUCUGAAGUCAGUUGGGUUUCAGAGCAAUGAAGCAGCUAGCUUGGCCUCUACUGGAGUGGGAGUGGUCAAAGUAGUCAGCACAAUCCCAGCCAUCAUUUUUGUGGAUCAAGUUGGAAGCAAAACCUUUCUGUGUAUUGGUUCUUCUCUUAUGGCAGUGUCGCUAGUCACCAUGGGUUUGGUGAAUUUUAAUUUACAUAUGAACUUCACAAAUAUGUGUAGAAGCCAGUCCCUAGAAGAUUCAGUUUUUCAUGGAUCAGGAAACCUGACUGCCAAUAAUGAGAGUCUCAGGAACCAGUUUGGCAGUAUGACUUCACAGGAUGGAAUAUCACUAAAUACACUAAAGAAAUCUGAAAUGGCUGAAACAGAGGAACAGAACAGGACAGUUUUGGAAGGAGACAUGAUCUCUACAGGAAGUCAAAUGAGAUUGAACAUCAAAACAGAAACUGUGGAAGUCCCACUACUUCUGAAAUGGAUCUCUCUGGCUAGCUUGCUUGUUUAUGUUGCUGCUUUCUCCAUUGGUCUGGGACCAAUGACCUGGCUGCUGCUGAGUGAAAUUUUCCCUGGUGGAAUCAGAGGACGGGCCAUUGCUUUGACCUCUAGUAUGAACUGGGGUAUAAAUCUCCUUAUCUCCUUGACAUUUUUGACCGUAACUGACCUUAUUGGCUUGCCAUGGGUGUGCUUCAUUUACACAGUAAUGAGUCUUGCAUCCUUGGCUUUUGUCAUCAUGUUUAUACCAGAGACAAAGGGAUGCUCUUUAGAACAAAUAUCCAUGGAGCUAGCCAAACAGAAGUAUGCGAAGAAUACCACUUGCUGGAUCAGCCAACAAAGAGAGAAAUUAGCACCAAUAGAGCUUCCCAAGAGAGAACACUGUGAGCAGUUCUACUAGACUUCAGAAGGAUGUUUGUUCAUCCAAGGGCAACCUAUGUAGCCUUCUCAAGAGAACUAAUG
Molecule: messenger RNA, 2153 nt
Organism: Gavialis gangeticus (Gharial)
Lineage: Eukaryota; Metazoa; Chordata; Crocodylia; Gavialidae
Gene: SLC2A12
Product: solute carrier family 2 member 12
Exons: 5
Coding region: 274-2091 (605 amino acids)
Biological process (GO): transmembrane transport
Cellular component (GO): membrane
Molecular function (GO): transmembrane transporter activity
Source: RefSeq, a predicted model, not a curated record